Dujonia railenensis is the source of this 576-nucleotide messenger RNA. The record is from the annotation of a GenBank genome assembly. NCBI's taxonomy places the organism in Eukaryota, Fungi, Ascomycota, Pichiomycetes, Serinales, Debaryomycetaceae.
AUGAAGUACAUUCAAACUGAUCAAAUCUUAGAAAUCCCAGAAGGUGUCACCGUCCAAAUCAAGGCCAGAGAAAUCAAGGUCACUGGUCCAAGAGGUGUUUUACUCAAGAACUUGAAGCACAUUGAUGUUACUUUUGCUAAGGUUUCUAACAAGGCUAUCAAGAUUACCGUCCACAACGGUGACAGAAAGCACGUUGCCGCUUUAAGAACUGUCAAGUCUUUGAUUUCUAACUUGAUCACCGGUGUUACCAAGGGUUACAAGUACAAGAUGAGAUACGUCUAUGCGCAUUUCCCAAUUAACGUUAACGUUGUCGAAGAAGAAGGUCAACAAUUCGUUGAAAUCAGAAACUUCUUGGGUGAAAAGAGAGUUAGACAAAUCAAGAUCUUCGAAGGUGUUACUGUUGAACAAUCUGCUAACCAAAAGGAUGAAUUAGUCUUAUCUGGUAACUCUUUAGAAGAUGUUUCCCAAAACGCUGCUGAUAUCCAACAAAUCUGUAGAGUCAGAAACAAGGAUAUCAGAAAGUUCUUGGAUGGUAUCUAUGUCUCUGAAAAGGGUGUCAUUGAUGAAGAAGCUUAA